AUGCCCUAUCUCAACAGGCGCACCGUCCGGAGCUUGCUCGCUCGCUCACGUCCCUCGCCAUCUCCUGCGCCGACCCGUCCAACAGAGACCUUGACCGACCCUGUCAAGCCAGAACCGACAACCCCUCUUCCAUCGUCCGCUUCUGCACCUGUUGGUCUUGUCGAGACAUCGCCGUCCGUUCAGAGCAGCACUCGUGCCGUGACCGCCAACGAAAGCACUUCACCUGCUUCUGCACGUUCCCUGCCCGCCAGCACGGCAAAAAACCGCCCUUCUACUUCCACACCUCGAGAAUCGCAUUCUAGUAGCCAAACGCAGCCGCUGCCAGACACUACGCAGCGCGAGAUUGCCGCAUAUCUAGAAGCAGGCAUCCCCAUUCCAAGCACCGUUGCUGCGGCACCACCCGUCUUUGCACCGUACGCCGCCGGCCACGUCCCCGCGUCCGACUCGCCUCCGUACGAGUUCAACGGGCUCUUUGCCGUUCCCGCAGCUUCUACAAGCCCGCCUGCGACUCCCGGUGCGCCGCCGCUGUACCAGCCGCACGCGUCUGACGCCGAGGUGUUUCCGCAGCUCCCGUUUACACCGUUCCACCGCAACGCCAUUGCUGCGCGCAGCGGCGGCGAGCGAGUCGAACAUGAACUUCCCGGCGAUGACCGCUUCCCUCGCUAUCCUGGCUCCCGCGUCGUCAACGGCUCCUGGCUCGGCGGCCGCUUCGAGCGCUUCACCGUCGGCGGCCGCACAUUCUUCUGCCCCGUGCACCUCAUGCUCCGCUACCCGCACUGGCGUCUUCUCCUGAACCUCGAGCGCCCUCCGCACGGCUGGGUGCUGUCGCCGUCCAUCGACGCCACCAUCUUCGCGCUCGUCAUCGAGGCGCUCGUCUCCGCCUCCGGCUUUGACGGCACCGAGCCCGGCCUCAACCUCGUCAAGCUCAUGCUCGCCGCGCGGCAGGCGCACGACUGGGGCAUGGAGCGCGAGGUCGCCAAGCUCGUCGCCAGCUUCCGGCGGUACGUGGCCCGCCGCGUCUUCUACCGCAACCCGCACGCGCCGGACACGCACGGCGUCAUGGACCACAACUACUUUGUGCACCGCUCCGAGGAGAUCUACCGGGCGUGGCGCGCCGCGAGCCAGGCCCCGCGCGCGCUGCAGCGCUGCCUCCCGCCCGCGGAGCUCGUCUGCCUGUACACGCUGGCGGUGCCGCGCGACCUGUGGCCCGCGCUGACGGCCGAGUUCCCCGACGAGUUUGCGGCGCUGAUUGACUUUUCGGCGCGGAUCCGCGUGGUGCCCGAGGAGGUCGACUACCACGACUGGUGGCUGCGCUUCUUUCGCCUCGCGGGGUGUCUCGACUUUGACUGGAUGGCGGACGUGCCCGACGCGCUCAACAUGUUUUUCCGGGGACACGAGGAGGCGAGCAGGGAGCUUGAGCGGCAAAGGCAGCAGGCGAUGCAGGCUGCGGACGGUGAUGGGAAUGCGGUGGACGGCCUUCUGGCUGCGGCGCGUGCUUCAACGGAUGCUGAUGCGACUGAUGGUGCAGAUGAUCAGUAA
This is a messenger RNA of Akanthomyces muscarius, 1539 nucleotides long. RefSeq lists its product as uncharacterized. The transcript is spliced from 3 exons. Bases 1 to 1539 code for a protein of 512 amino acids. Lineage: Eukaryota; Fungi; Ascomycota; Sordariomycetes; Hypocreales; Cordycipitaceae. The record is from RefSeq and is a predicted model, not a curated record.